GUCCCGGCCGCGCUCGGAAUUGUGGGCGACUCGGCUAAUGGCGUCGGCGAGUCUCGGGGCUCUUAGGAGCCGGCGCUGAAGCUUCUCGCCAGGUUGGCUGGUGACAACCCGUGUGGCCAGUCCUGCGUCAGCGAGAGGGACCUGCCCGCCUUGUGGGCUCCUCGGCCGGAGCUGGCGGAGACUCACGGGGCAGGGCGACUGCGGGGGCCCCUCGGGUAAGAGCCGGAGGAGUUGCGACGAGGCUGCGGGGGGCGCUCGGCUCGCAGCCCAGGCCCCGUCGAGCCCCGUUGGAGCCCAAGAGGUGGACUGCCCCAGGGCCGGAGGUGCCUGGACGGAGCUGCCUGUGGUUCCAAAGAGCUGACGGUGUCGGAGUUGGUUUGCGCCUUUCAGAAAUUGGCACGGAGCUUGGUGGAUCAUGUCGGGCACUAACAGCCCCGAAGCAGUUAAGAAGCUGCUGGAGAAUAUGCAGAGCGACUUACGGGCCUUGUCCCUGGAAUGCAAGAAGAAAUUCCCACCUGUCAAGGAGGUAAGCUUCAGGCGACGACGGAGCAGGCACGGCUGCUGAAUCAGGAAUAAUAAAAGUUAAAACAAUAGCUGCACGAAACACCGAAAUUUUGGCAGGAUACCAAUAAAUCCCUGAAUGGUGGGAUUUCAAAGAGUAUUACAAAAUGAAAUGAAGACUUUAGGGGGCAGUUUAAGGGUGACAGCACUGAAAGACAACAGCUCAGAAGUUGUUCAGCCUUUUCUAAUGGGUUGUGGAACCAAGGAACCGAAGAUCACUCAGCUAUGUUUGGCCGCCAUUCAGAGACUCAUGUCCCAUGAAGUUGUGUCUGAGACUGCAGCUGGAAAUAUAAUUAACAUGCUUUGGCAGCUAAUGGAAAAUAGUCUUGAAGAACUUAAGCUACUUCAAACUGUUCUUGUUCUCUUAACAACCAAUACAGUAGUUCAUGAUGAGGCACUCUCUAAGGCAAUUGUGCUUUGUUUUCGACUACACUUCACAAAAGAUAAUAUUACAAAUAAUACAGCUGCUGCUACAGUACGACAAGUUGUUACUGUUGUCUUUGAGAGGAUGGUUGCUGAAGAUGAACGACACAGAGAUAUUAUAGAACAACCAGUACUAGUCCAAGGAAAUAGUAACAGAAGAUCUGUCAGCACCCUCAAACCUUGUGCCAAAGAUGCAUAUAUGCUUUUCCAGGACCUCUGUCAGCUGGUUAAUGCUGAUGCCCCUUACUGGCUAGUAGGCAUGACAGAAAUGACCCGAACAUUUGGCCUAGAAUUACUUGAGUCAGUCCUGAAUGAUUUUCCACAAGUCUUUUUACAACAUCAAGAAUUUAGUUUCCUCCUCAAAGAAAGGGUAUGUCCUCUUGUGAUAAAGCUCUUUUCUCCAAAUAUAAAGUUCAGACAAGGUUCCAGCACUUCAUCUUCUCCAGCACCAGUUGAAAAACCCUAUUUUCCUAUAUGCAUGCGUUUGCUGAGGGUCGUAUCUGUUCUGAUUAAGCAAUUUUACAGUCUUUUGGUAACUGAAUGUGAAAUAUUUCUGUCACUUCUGGUGAAAUUUCUGGAUGCAGAUAAACCACAGUGGCUACGAGCUGUAGCAGUGGAAUCAAUACACAGACUCUGUGUGCAACCUCAGCUAUUGAGGUCAUUUUGUCAGUCCUAUGAUAUGAAACAGCAUUCUACUAAGGUGUUUCGUGAUAUUGUGAAUGCUCUGGGAUCUUUUAUCCAGUCAUUAUUUCUUGUCCCUCCGACUGGAAAUCCUGCUACAACAAACCAAGCUGGAAACAAUAAUUCAGCUGGCCCUGUCUCAGCACCAGCUAACUCAGGAAUGUUGGGGAUUGGUGGAGGUGUUACUUUGCUGCCAGCAUUUGAAUAUAGAGGAACUUGGAUACCUAUUCUGACUGUAACAGUACAAGGCAGUGCUAAAGCAACCUACCUAGAGAUGUUGGACAAAGUUGAGCCCCCAACUAUACCAGAAGGUUAUGCUAUGUCUGUGGCAUUCCAUUGCUUGCUAGACCUUGUACGUGGAAUCACUACUAUGAUUGAAGGAGAGCUAGGAGAAGUUGAAACAGAAUGUCUGACUACUACCACUGAAGCAGUUUCUUCACCAACACAGUCAUCAUCAGAACAGCAAGAAUUCCAGUCAACAUCAGACCAGAUGGAUAAGGAAAUAGUUAGUAGAGCUGUUUGGGAAGAAAUGGUCAAUGCCUGCUGGUGUGGUCUACUUGCUGCACUCUCACUCCUUCUUGAUGCCAGCACAGAUGAAGCUGCCACUGAGAACAUUUUAAAAGCUGAACUGACGAUGGCUGCUCUUUGUGGAAGACUGGGCCUUGUAACUUCAAGGGAUGCCUUUAUAACUGCAAUGUGCAAAGGUUCCCUGCCUCCCCAUUAUGCUCUCACUGUACUGAAUACCACCACUGCAGCCACACUUUCCAACAAAUCAUAUUCCAUUCAGGGCCAAAAUGUUAUGAUGAUCAGUCCAUCAAGUGAAUCUCACCAGCAGGUUGUAGCAGUGGGUCAACCACUAGCAGUCCAGCCUCAAGGAACAGUGAUGCUAACUUCUAAAAAUAUCCAGUGUAUGAGGACUUUACUUAACUUGGCACACUGCCAUGGGGCUGUUCUUGGAACAUCAUGGCAACUUGUCUUGGCAACUCUACAGCAUCUUGUAUGGAUUUUGGGAUUAAAGCCUAGUAGUGGUGGUGCUUUGAAACCUGGGAGAGCUGUGGAAGGACCCAGUACAGUCCUAACAACAGCAGUCAUGACAGAUUUACCAGUGAUUUCUAAUAUUCUUUCAAGAUUGUUUGAAAGCUCACAGUAUCUUGAUGACGUAUCACUGCAUCAUUUAAUAAAUGCACUUUGUUCCUUAUCCCUUGAAGCAAUGGAUAUGGCCUAUGGAAAUAAUAAGGAACCAUCUCUUUUCGCUGUUGCCAAAUUGCUAGAAACUGGUCUAGUUAACAUGCACCGAAUAGAAAUUCUGUGGAGACCUCUUACUGGCCAUCUACUUGAGAAGGUGUGCCAGCAUCCAAACUCUCGAAUGAGAGAAUGGGGCGCAGAAGCUUUAACUUCACUUAUUAAAGCAGGAUUAACAUUUAACCAUGAUCCUCCACUUUCACAAAACCAGAGGCUGCAGUUGCUUUUACUGAACCCAUUAAAGGAGAUGUCCAGUAUUAACCACCCGGAUAUCCGACUCAAGCAGUUAGAAUGUGUGUUGCAGAUUUUGCAGAGUCAGGGAGACAGUCUUGGGCCUGGAUGGCCAUUAGUACUUGGAGUUAUGGGAGCAAUCAGAAAUGAUCAAGGAGAAUCUUUGAUACGAACUGCAUUCCAGUGUCUUCAGUUGGUUGUGACAGAUUUUCUACCAACGAUGCCUUGCACUUGCCUGCAGAUAGUUGUAGAUGUUGCAGGUAGCUUUGGACUUCAUAACCAAGAGCUUAAUAUUAGUUUAACUUCAAUAGGUUUAUUAUGGAAUAUUUCAGAUUAUUUUUUCCAAAGAGGAGAAACUAUUGAAAAAGAAUUAAAUAAAGAAGAAGCAGCACAGCAAAAGCAGGCAGAAGAGAAAGGAGUGGUUUUAAAUCGACCUUUCCAUCCUGCACCACCGUUUGACUGCUUGUGGUUGUGUCUUUAUGCAAAGUUGGGUGAACUAUGUGUGGACCCCCGUCCUGCUGUCAGAAAGAGUGCAGGGCAAACCCUGUUUUCAACAAUUGGUGCACAUGGAACUUUAUUACAGCAUUCAACGUGGCACACUGUUAUUUGGAAGGUUCUCUUUCAUCUGCUGGACCGAGUUCGAGAGUCUUCUACCACUGCAGACAAAGAAAAGAUUGAGUCUGGAGGUGGCAAUAUCCUCAUUCAUCAUUCAAGAGACACAGCAGAGAAGCAGUGGGCUGAGACAUGGGUUUUAACACUGGCCGGCGUAGCGAGAAUCUUCAACACUAGAAGAUAUUUACUGCAACCUUUAGGAGAUUUUUCAAGAGCAUGGGAUGUUCUUCUUGACCAUAUACAGUCAGCAGCACUCAGCAAAAAUAAUGAAGUAUCUUUGGCUGCACUGAAAAGCUUCCAAGAAAUUUUACAGAUUGUGUCACCUGUCAGAGACUCAGAUAAGCCUGAGACACCACCAGCAGUAAAUGUACCUGUGCCUGUCCUUAUAGGGUCCAUAUCAGGCCCAGGCCUGAACAGGCCAUUUGUAAGGACAGAUUCCAUUGGAGAAAGACUUGGAAGAUAUAGCAGCUCUGAGCCACCCAUAGUGACUGAUGAGCUUGAAGAUUUGAAUCUCUGGUGGGCUGCUUGGAAUACCUGGUAUAGAAUUGGAUCUGAAAGCACUAAGCCUCCUGUUACUUUUGAUAAACUAACUUUCAUUCCCAGCCAGCCUUUUCUUACAGCUUUAAUUCAGAUAUUUCCAGCUCUCUAUCAACACAUAAAAACUGGUUUCAACAUGGAUGACUUGCAAAAAUUGGGAGUCAUAUUACACAGUGCUGUUUCAGUCCCAAUAAGUUCAGAUGCAUCUCCUUUCAUUCUUCCAUCUUAUACUGAAGCAGUUUUGACCAGUUUACAGGAAGCUGUACUUACAGCUCUAGAUGUUCUCCAAAAGGCUAUCUGUAUAGGACCUGAAAACAUGCAGAUAAUGUAUCCAGCUAUAUUUGACCAGUUACUGGCAUUUGUAGAAUUUUCCUGUAAACCUCCACAGUAUGGACAACUGGAAACAAAACACAUUGCAAAUGCGAAAUAUAAUCAGAUCCAACUAUUUGCACCGGCAGAAUGGGUUGCCUUGAAUUAUGUACCAUUUGCUGAAAGGUCUUUAGAAGUAGUUGUGGAUUUAUACCAAAAAACAGCCUGUCACAAAGCAGUGGUGAAUGAGAAAGUACUCCAAAAUAUUAUUAAGACUCUUAGGGUUCCUCUCAGUUUGAAGUAUUCCUGCCCUUCUGAAAGUACAUGGAAACUAGCAGUAUCUUCUCUCCUCAAAGUUCUUUCUAUUGGGCUACCUGUUGCCCGGCAGCAUGCUUCUUCCGGAAAAUUUGACAGUAUGUGGCCAGAACUAGCCAACACUUUUGAAGACUUUCUCUUUACUAAAAGCAUACCUCCAGAUAACCUCUCUAUUCAAGAAUUUCAAAGAAAUGAAAGUAUUGAUGUUGAGGUAGUUCAGCUUAUCAGCACUGAGAUACUACCUUACGCCAAUUUUAUUCCUAAGGAAUUCGUUGGUCAGAUAAUGACUAUGCUUAAUAAGGGCUCAAUACAUUCUCAGUCAUCUUCAUUUACAGAAGCAGAGAUUGAUAUUCGUUUGAGAGAAGAAUUUUCUAAAAUGUGUUUUGAAACAUUGCUCCAGUUUUCCUUCAGUAAUAAAGUCACAACACCUCAAGAAGGCUACAUCUCACGAAUGGCACUCUCAGUGCUUCUAAAGAGGUCUCAAGAUGUACUGCAUCGUUAUAUAGAGGAUGAAAGACUAAGUGGUAAAUGCCCUCUUCCAAGGCAACAAGUAACAGAAAUCAUAUUUGUUUUAAAAGCAGUCAGUACUCUCAUUGAUUCACUUAAGAAAACUCAGCCUGAGAAUGUUGAUGGAAAUACCUGGGCACAAGUAAUUGCCUUAUACCCAACUUUAGUAGAAUGUAUCACCUGCUCAUCCUCAGAAGUCUGCUCUGCACUUAAAGAGGCACUAGUUCCUUUUAAGGAUUUCAUGCAACCACCAGCAUCCAAAGUUCAAAAUGGAGAAUCUUGACCAGCUACAAUACAUUUAAAGAAGGAAGAUAACUGAAGAAUGUAACUCAUCAGUGAGUUUUCUAUGAGAAGGACAUUUCUUACAACAAAUAAUUCUUGGCAGCUGUUGUUGGCCUCCUUUAAAUUUUACUUACCUGAGUUAAGUAAUUCAUACUACAGUCUUACAUGUCAACAAAGGCUCCUGAAUGAGUAGCAGUAUAAGCCUUUAAUAAAUUAAACUGAUGAGAGAGAUGGUUAAUACCACAGCAUACCUGCUACCAUAUCUUCAGUUGGUGAUUUAAAAGUGAGCUUAUGUACAGUUUGUGGUAAAUGUGUUAAUGAUGUACUUUUUAAAAAGAAAGAAAAGAUAUUUCCUUUAGUCAGAUUUAUUAGGCUGGUCUUUUUGCGCCCUUUUUCUAGUACAAAAUUGUACUAAAAUUUUAUGCAAGAUGGUACUGUAACAUUCCAUAUUGUCUAUAACCAGCCUUUGUAAACAAAGGGAACUGAUAUACUUGUGUGUAUAAUAAAUGGUACAGUUCUGUAUAAAACAGUUGCAUUUAUUAUUUAAAUUUUUAAAAAUAUUGAUAAUGUUAAAUGCUUGAAGCUGUAUUUAUUGUUAAUACAAAAUUGUUUGCUUACAUUUUUACUUAUAAUUUGCCUUCUUAAGUGGCAGAUAUGCUCACCAUAUGAUCACGCGGUUAGCUUAAUGUCUAUUUUAAAUGUAUUUACUAGUGACUAUUAAACAUCUGACCAGGAAGGUCAUGUGAACACAGCAGAGCAGAUAGUAUAUGAUUUGCUGAUUUUGCAAUUUUGAAGUAUAGGUCAUUAACUUAAUAUAUUGUAGCACUAUGACUCCAUCAUACCUCAUUUCUUUAAAUAUCUUUCCCAGAUUUCACAUAAGUACAUCUUUUUAUAUUUGCUGUCUUGAUUUUAAAGACUUUUCGUAUUUUAUAUUUCUACUUAUUUUUUUCCCCCACUAACAACACUUAUCACUGUCUUUGAAAUAUAACCCAGGUAAGAUGAUUUCAGAUUUCCUAAAAUUUUGCUGUGAGGUUUUGUUCAUUUCAGUGCUUCAUUUUGUAAUAUAUUUUCAAGAAGAAAAUUAUUAUGGUAACCCACAAAUAUAAAAUAUGUGUGUAUUCUAAAACAAUGAGAAGUGUAUUUUUGGAGAUAGUGAAGCAUUUAGAAAUGCAGUAAACUUUCUGUCAUGGAGUAAAAUGCUAAUUUUGUUUCAUUUUCCUAUCUUAGUGAAGAAGAAAAGUGCUCUUGAGUACAUUAACGUGUUUCUUAAAAAACUGACUGCCCUAGCUACCGUAUUUUUUCUCUAAUAGAUUAUGGUAUUAUCAUAUUUUUCUUGACUUAAAUUUUCCUAAUUAUGUCAAGACUCAAAGAUGUUUAAAACAAUGAUUAUUCAUAAAAAAAUCAUAAUGGUCUUAAUACUAUUUUAGUGUUCUAGGAGGCUUUUGUUGUUGUUGUUUUCCGCUGUGCCCAUGGCAUAUGGAAGUUCCUGGGCCAGGUGACUGAACCAGCACCACAGCUACAACUCAAGCCACUACAGUGAGUGACAACACUGGAUUCCUCACCCACUACACCACAAGGGAACCUCAGGAAGGCCUUUGAUUUUAAUAGAAUUUAUAAAUUUUAGCCUCUCCAGAAUAAUUACAAAAAUAUGAGAGGAUAUUAGAAUUGAGUAAUGUAUACAGUUUUGAGGCUGCUGUAAUUGUGUAUUUAAUUUGCACUAUUUUCUGUAAACAUAUGGUAAGAUCUUUUUUUGAGAGGGUAUUAUUUUAUUUACAUGAAUUAAUGAAUUUCUAUUUUAUAAUUUCACCUAAAAUUAAGGUAUAAUAUGGCAUUUCCUAGAUUCUAUCUUUAGCAUUUUCCUUAAAGAAAGUUGUAAAAAAAAGAAAUUCAACCUGUGUAUUUAUUUGGCCAUGAUAAACUGGGGAUUAGAAAAAUCUACAUAUUACUGAUAAAGUAUUGAAAUAGAGUAAAAAUUCCAGUUCAAUAACACGUUAAAAAUAUUGGCAUGAAUUUACAUGAAGUAAAAAAAAUAUGUCUGUUCUUGGGAAACAACAGAUCAGUUGCAAUCAGAGUAAUUAUUCUCUAGUAAGAAUUAAAUGUGAGUCAAGGGUAUGCAGUGAAUAUUUAUAUAAACUGAAUAACUUUAGCUAAUAUUGUAUUAGUUUUCAAUACUAGGACCAUACUUUACAGAUAACAAAACAUAAAUGUGGCGAAUGUGUAAAUACCAUGUAACAUGGUAAUCAUUGCCAGUCUUAGUAACAAGCAAAGUUGUCUGCCCCCUUCAUAGUAUACUUUGACAGGUUUUUCCUCCUAGAAUAUCUCCUGCUAGCCCCAGGAAUCAUCACUAGCAGUUAAUUCCCUUGAGUCAAGUCUGCAUUUUCUAAAAUAAAUUCUGAUGCCUGGAGAGGUUAGCACAUUGCCCUUCUCUUGUUGGUAUGAAUUCCCUUCUUUAGUAACUAGAAGAACUAGGCCAUGUGAGAUUACUGGAUGCUGUGAGAUUCAAAAAGGAAGCUUCCAAAGCUAAGACCAUUUUAUGGCAUAUUUGAGACUAUGACUAGUCUUUGAAACCAUGGUAAUAAUGCCAUUUGAGAUACAUAGUAUAAUACACUGAGUUAGGAGUUCCCACUGUGGCACAGUGGGUUAAAGAUCCAGUAUUGCUGCAGCUGUGGUGUAGGCUGCAGUUGCAGCUUGGAUUCAGUCCCUGGCCCAGAAACUUCCAUAUGCCGUGGGUACAGCUAUAAAAGAAAAAUAAAUUAAGUAAGUAAGUAAAUACAUAAAUACAAUGAGUUUUGAGCCUCAUGUAGUCAUUUUUUGUCACUGACAGUGCCUGUCUUACAUAGAUUGCCCUACAGCUGCAUAUGCAGAGAGGUGGAUUAAAGUCCUUUUCAGACUAUUUUUCCAUCAUAAAGGAAACAAACUAAUUUUCAACUUAAAUAACUUACUAAUGUAAUGUUACUAUUGCCAAAAAGAAUAGGUCAUGUUGUAGUUUUUUAUUUAAUAUAUCUUUAUAACUAGUUUUAAAGUUUUUUGUUAGUUUUAUUAUAUACAUUCAUAGCAUUUAUAUAUUAGGAGCUUGCUAGGUGCCAAAAGAAAAAAAUGCAUGAAGGUCUGGCUUAGAGUGAACCACUUUUCACUUGCUUUCAUUUUUUCUUUUUUUUUUUUAGGGCCUCACCCGCAGCAUAUGGAGGUUCCCAGGCUAGGGGUCAAAUCGGAGCUGUAGCUGCCUGCCUAAGCCACAGCCACAGCCACACAGGAUCUGAGCCUUGUCUGCCACCUACACCACAGCUCACAACAAUGCCAGGUCCUUAACCCGCUGAGCAAGGCCAGGGAUCAAACCUGCAUCCUCAUGGAUGCUAGUCAGAUUCAUUAACCACUGAACCAAGAUGGGAACUCUUCAUUUGCUUUCAUUUUAUAUUUUAUUAUAUUAAUAGCUAUGUUGUUUCUUACCUGUUUUCCCCCAUAUAUUGAUUCAACUCUAGCUAUAUUAUUUAAAUUACAUGUAGUUCCAGAAGGAAGAUAGGAACAAUUUAGCAUACAUAUUUUAUUCUGAUGAAUAACAUUCAGUUCAUUUAAUUCUGUAGCUGGCCAAUAACUCAAGUUAUUUGUCCUUUCUCAGUGUCACCAGAGAGUAUUUUAUUAUCACAAUUUGGUAUCUCUAGCCCUAAGUAACCAUUGGGCCGAAGGGUCAGUCAAGAAACAGAGAAUGAAACAAUAAUAUAUUUCAUUAAUAUAAUGAAAAUAUUAAUGAGAUUAUCAUUAUUACAUUUGUGUUAAUGGAUGGCAGUGUAGUUAUUAUAUAAGACUACUAUAUUCUUCCCAUAUAUAGAACAAUUCAGGCAGGCAACCAAAUCUUUGAGCCUGCUGUAGGUGAUGUGAUGUCUUUCUAGCCAAGGCAGAAUUCUUUCAGGAACCCACCUACCUGUGAUUGCUAUAGAUAUUAAUAGUGGAAAUUUACGAGCCUCUGGAAUUAAUGUCGAAGCAGAGAAUAUUGUGGAUUAUUUUUUUUUAAUAGAAAACUAACACAAAUGUAGAUAAAAAUGGUCUCAUGAAAGCAUUGCCAGCAGCCUAGUAUGUUCUUUAGAUUUCCACUUCUCUGGUUUGACCGUUUUGGCAGAUAACGCUGAUCUUGUGUAAACAACAACAUUUUACUAUGCUUAGUGUUCCAGGGUCGUAUUUAUCUAAAUUAUUAGAGUGAAUUAUGCUUUUUUUUUUUAAUCAUUUGUGAGAAGAACCAGGAGUUCAUACCCCAUGGUGAGUUUCCAAUUUAUAUACAAUGGGAAAGCAGUUUUUAAUGUUUCAAAAUCACUUGAAUUAAAUCUUUUUAAAUCUCUGGCAAGUGGACUGGUGCUUUCAGUUUGAGUGAAGAGUUUUUAUAGAUUGGGAAAGAAAGUUAUGCCUUUGUGUCUUAUAUAAAAAACUAUUCCAGAGGAGUUAAAUAUCACUUUCUUAUAAAUCUAGAAAUUUAGAAUGCAUUAGCAGUUUUGGCUCUUGUUAAGGGAUUGAGUUGUGAUCCUUUUGAGAAUCUAAACAAUCUUAGUAAUCCUGACUAAUUGUCAGGCAGUGAGGACCUGAGGCCCUUCCUCUUACUCAACUUCAAGGAUGUUAACUUUUCUUUUCUCUUUUCACUUCUCUCUUCUUUUUUCUCCUUGACUUUUUGGGGCUGCACCGUGGCAUAUGGAGGCUUCUAGGCUAGGGGUCAGAUUGGAGCUGUAGCUGCAGGCCUACGCCACAGCCACAGCAACUCCGGAUCCAAGCUGUGUCUACAACCUACAUCACAGCUCACAGUAAUGCCAGACCCUUAACCCACUAAGCUAGGACAGGGAUCAAACUGGAGUCCUCAUGGAUACUAGUCAGAAUUUGUUUCUACUGAGCCACAACGGGAACUCCAAUCAUGUUAACUUUUCAAAGUAUCUGUUAUCUCUAAAACAGAGACAAUAAUCAAUGAAUUACUUACUCAUUCUUUAGGGAAAUCAUAGUUUGAAUUUUGAAUUGAUUUCAUAAUGACCUUCUUAGGAUAACUAUUGAAGUUGUUUGAUAAAUUUAUUACAAUUAAUUGAGACCUUUGGCUAUAUAUUUUUUCCUGCAUCAUUUUCUUCCCUUCUCUCUCUUAAGAAAUUAUGUGUUUAUUCCCUUUCUUAGGCUUUCCCUUAAUUUUUCUAUUUUUUUCCUUUCAUUUCUCUUUCGUUCUCUUCCUCUUUUCCAGCCUUUCCUCUAACUUCACUAUACCUGUUCAGAAGAAACAGCUAUUAGUGGUAGAACCACUGCCAUUCUAUUAAACAAGUCUCUGGAAAUACCUUCUUCUUUGGCCACUGUUGCUUAUUUACAAACGUGAAGUCCCCCUGCUAUUACAAAUAGCUGAACAAGUUGAAAUAAUUUGUGGCUAUAGCUCCUACUGUCUUUCUCAGUCCACAGGAUUCAGCAGCCAGGAUGCUCACAAAAUGAGAUUGCUAUAAAUAUGAUGAAUUCAGUAGCUAAACUUGGAACAGUCUUGUCUUUUAUGUGGAUAGAAAGACUAUACCACUUUUCUCAAAAGAGAGUCUUUAAUAGUCUGUUUACAUGAGUUUUUGUUUUUGAAGUUUUUUUUUUUUUUCCCCCCCCUUCAGGAGGAGGAAAGGGUUUUUUAAUUUGUUUUUGGAGGCAGAUACUGUGAACUAUUUUAUAUUUAUGUUAUCUAAAUAUUAUGUAUUAAUGUAUAAUAUUUGCAUGGUGCCUAUUUUCAAGGAGGACUUGAGGCAGCAUAUUGCCCAUGUGUUUCAGCUGUUUUCAUUUUUCUGUUAAAAGCAGUCUUCUUUGAUAGAAGACCUAGAAUGUUAUAUUCUUCUUCUCCAAGUCUUUGUUGGGUGUAUUUGCUAUUCAUGUACUUGGUACUUACAGCGACACAGAGGUCAGUUGAAACCUUCUUAAUUGAUUCUAGCACCUCAGAAAGGAAAAAAGAAACUAUUGUACCCUUGAAUUUUGAGAUCAUUUUUAGUUGCUGCAAGUGUGGUUAUAUUAAAUUUUAUUUUAAACUAACGUUCAGUUAAAUAGUACAACCAGGGAAGAUCUGCUAAACCAUGCCAUUAUUUGGGAAACUAUUGCAAUAUAAUACCAACUGCUCUUUCUGUGAAGUUUAACUAGAUGGGAGAAAAAUUCCAAAACUAUAAUGCUGCAAUCAUAUUCUUUUUAUCUAGAAAAAUAAAAUAUUAGACUUCAGCCCCAA
Molecule: messenger RNA, 11899 nt
Organism: Sus scrofa (pig)
Lineage: Eukaryota; Metazoa; Chordata; Mammalia; Artiodactyla; Suidae
Source: RefSeq, a predicted model, not a curated record